Molecule: messenger RNA, 8412 nt
Organism: Tyto alba (common barn owl)
Lineage: Eukaryota; Metazoa; Chordata; Aves; Strigiformes; Tytonidae
Gene: LANCL3
Product: LanC like 3
Exons: 5
Coding region: 290-1534 (414 amino acids)
Biological process (GO): peptide modification; carbohydrate metabolic process
Cellular component (GO): plasma membrane
Source: RefSeq, a predicted model, not a curated record
CCUGUGACAGACCCGUCCCCGGCACCGCCGGGGCGAAGCGACCGGCCGCUCCCGUCCCCCGACCCGCUGCCGGCCGUUCGGCAGCGGCCGCCUCGCCCGCCGCCCCUCAGGGGGUUCCGCCACCGCCAACCUUCCCCGCCCCCCCCCCAUCCCCAGUGCAGCCGGCGGGCGGCUGUGGGGGCGCCCCCUCCCCCCCCCUCCCGCCUCCUCCGCGCUCCCUCCGCCCCCUCCCCCGGUAGCUCCCUCCCGCUGCGCAGCUCGCCGCGCCGGCGGGAGGGGGGGGGGGGCUAUGGAGAGCCAGCGCUGCUUCGCCAACCGCUUCGAUGACUACCCGGGCAGCCCGGCGGCGGCGGCGGCGCCGGACAGGGAGGCGGCGGCGGUGCCGCUGGUGACGGCCACCAUCGAGCGGAUCCUACGGGAGCUGCCGCCCCUGGGCGGCCCCGGCGGCUGCCCCGGCGGGCUGUACGGCGGCGCGGCCGGCGUGGCCUACAUGCUCUACCACGUCGCGCAGUGCCCGCUCUUCGCGCCGUCGCGGGAGGCCUACCUGCGGGCGGCCCGCCGCGUCGUGGACGCCUGCCUGCGCUACCAGGAGGGCGGCGGCGAGGCCGACGCCGACACCCGCGCCGCUUUCCUGCUGGGCGGCGCCGGGGUGUACGCGGUGGCGGCGCUGGUCUACCGCGCCCUGGGGCUGCCGGACUUCGCCCGGCCGCUGGGCAAGUUCCGGGAGCUGAGCGAGGUCUGCGCCCCGCUCUCCUUCCUCGAGUGCGGCUCCGACGAGCUCUUCGUCGGCCGCGCCGGCUACCUGUGCGCCGCGCUGGUGCUGAAGCAGCGGCUGGGCAUGGAGGUGCUGACCCCAGCACAAAUAAAAUCAAUUUGCCUGGCCAUACUAGAAUCAGGAAAGCAGUAUGCAGUGAAGAAGAGGAAACCAUUCCCACUCAUGUAUUCCUACUAUGGAACAGAGUAUCUUGGUGCAGCACAUGGGCUUUCAUCAAUUCUUCAGAUGUUGCUUUCCUAUUAUGAGUACCUGCAGCCAGCAGAUCAGGAGCUUGUGUGGCAGAGCGUUGAUUUUCUUAUGGAUCAAGAACAGAACAGCAACUGGCCUCCUGAGCUGGGAGAGACAAUCGAGCGGGAGAAUGAGCUUGUACACUGGUGUCAUGGAGCUCCAGGCAUCGCAUAUCUGUUUGCCAAAGCUUACCUGGUUUCCAAGAAGCCUCAAUAUCUGGACACUUGCAUCCGCUGUGGAGAGCUAACUUGGCGGAAAGGCCUGUUGAAGAAGGGACCUGGAAUAUGCCAUGGGGUGGCCGGUAGCGCGUAUGUCUUCCUGCUGCUGUACAGGCUCACUGGAAACUCAAAGUACAUAUACAGGGCGCAAAGGUUUGCAGAGUUCUUAUUUACAGAAGAAUUUAAGGCUGGUUCCCGGGCAUUAGAAAGUGUAUAUAGUCUGUAUGAAGGCUUCUCGGGAACUGUGUGUUUCCUGACUGACUUGCUGCAACCCAACCAAGCUGAGUUUCCUCUCUUCAGUGUCUUUGUCUAGAGAGCAACAUUCUUCAUGGCCACAUCCCAGUGGCGAGGGGAGAGGGCACUGCGGUUUCACUUAUUUGUCAAGAGAGGCUAUUUACAGAACAAGCCAGUGGUACCACUAAUGCUAGCCUUAAUGUAACUGGGAGUCAGGUUAAAAAAGAAAAUACACUGAGGCUUUGGGAGGGAAGUGUGUGGUCAAAAAAAAUUGGUCAAUGAAAAAAAUAUGGGGAAGUGAUUGAAUCUGAUGGGGUGGAUAUUUAUCUCUAAUAAGAAGCAAAAUCUAAUUAUUCAAGUGAGAGAGAAAGGGGCAUUAUCCAACUUUUAAUUUGGUGGUUACGCAGAGGGAAAAAAAAGGCACGCUGGAAUUACAGAGACAUGCAAAUAAGAAAGUGAUGCAUCCAGUAGGUUUUAAAGAGACCUGCAAAAACAUCUUCAUGCAGCGAUGCAUUUAUCGGGGAGGGUAUCAUAGACACAUCACUACACUGCACAAAGGCAAAAUCUGGGAUUUUUUACCUAAACCACAUCCACUAGUUCUAGUAACAUGUAUUAGAAAUACCUGUAUCUUGGAGCUGUUUCAUCUUCAUAUGCAUAUAAUAAUAGUUAUGUGGAUAGCUGUAUACUCAACUUGUAGUUUCAUGGGUUCAUUUCAGUUAGUGGGGUUUCACGUGUAUAAAUGAAACUGAAUUUGACCCUUCCUUUAGGAGCUCAGUCUGUGGCGAGGAGCUGGUCUCCUUACUAUUUACUGUAACCGUGUCACUUCUUGUCAAUACUCUCUCUGUCACAGGGAAGAUGAGUGGAGCCCUGUAGAAGACUUGGAUCAAAAAGGUUCUAUAGCAAAGAUACAGGAGGCAGAUGCUUUCUUCACAGUACAGCAUUACUAGAUACAUAUUGUUCAGUGAUACAAAAGCUUCCUUUACAAAUUAAUUACCUAUAGCAACAUUUCUGAACAAUAACAUACAUAUUUCAGAGAACAGAAAAUCUAUUUUUCUUGAUGAAUUAUUCACUACAAACCCUGCAAUCUGAAUGCAAACCUUGGAUGGCAUACUGAUCUUAAGAAAAGCCUGGUACCAAAACUCAAAAAUGCUUCUUUUCCUGGUUAACAAAAUAAGGUAUACUCCCAAAUGAUUUUUAGCUAUAGAAAUAAAUGGGUUGCUCCACACUAGUGGCACUAGUACUUAAGGUUGCAAUUCUAUGCUGUUUUAUAUGUAGUAUAUAUAUAUGACAUGGUACUUGAAAGCUAAAGAAAAUGCUAAUGUAGAUUUGUACUAAAAAAACCUCUAAAAUCAAUAUCUGUGUUUAAAAUAUAUUUAUUAUUUAUUAUUUAUUUUUAUUUAUGUGGGAAUAAUGUAAUGCAAUUACCUUUAAAGACAGAUCGGGAAGACCAGUAUGUCAAAAAAUGCAGGUAGAGUGAAAAAGCUGACCUACAUGCACUGCCAAACAAUGCAGUCCCUCUUCCUGCAUUCUCAGCUGGAGGAGAUUACAAUUUCCUUAUUUUUAAUGCCUAAUGGAUUAAAGUUCCUAUUUAAUUUCAGUGGCCCUUGAUCAGGCUACAAGCUGGAGCCAGGUCUUGCAACACUGCUGCUUUUUAAUGUAUCCAUCUCAUUCCUGCUUUUGCCACUGUCAUUUUAGUAAGAUAGCUUGCAUUAUUAUGAGCUGAGAUUAGGAUUUCUGUUAUUUUGUCUUGGGCUGUGCAGCUCUAAUUAAUUACUUAAUCAUAGAAGUAACCAUAUUUCAGUGGUGAAUAAAGCAAUGCAUUUCUGUAUCAGUUUGUCAAGAAUUUAGGCAUUUUUUUGUGAAUGGAAAUGUUACACACCUACGUUAUUAGGUGUUUAUUAUUUGUGGGAUAAAAGGUCUUUUAAUAAAGCCAUUAAUAUCACUUACUUUUGUAUACAUGUGAGGCUAAACCAAAAAGUCAAUGGAGAUGUGCAUGUGCUCUGCCUGGCCAGGCUGAAAUGCUCUUGUUAGAUCAGAGCAAAGUCAGUUGUCAGUAGUGACGAUCCUGAGUCUAUUAGGAUCCUUCUCUAGUUGCUUCCUGUAAUGCAGGUGUCUAAUAAAUUUCAUAACUGGAAUGCGGUCACUAGCUUUUCAGUCUCAAUAUUUAUUGUAGGGUAAUGUCACUCAGCUAAAACAUGUAAGUAACAACAUUUGGGCUAUAGCAUUUAGAUAGCUACUGUAACUGUAUUCUGUCUUACUGUGAGACAGAGAAAUAGAUUCUGCCAUGACCUAGACUCAAGCUUUUGUAAUCCUGCAUUUAUUGCUGAUCUUUCAUUUAGAGAUGCAAACAUAAACCAAAAGCACUUAGUGUUUUGAUAACUACACCUUCAAAAAAACCCCAAACAACUUCAAACUUAAGCCUUAACAGAAUCUACACAUGUCAGAAUAAUAAUCAUGACCUUCUCAUUUUGUCCCCAGUUGCCUCCUUUUUAAUUAUCAGUGGGCCACGACGUUUAAUUGUUUCCAGUUAGUUAUUUCUCAGGAGAUGCCUGAAGAAGAAAAUCUUUGCCAAAACCUCAAUAAAUCUAGAGCACAAUAAAUCAGUACGGUAACUUAGAUCCUGACCAAGUCAUGAAUGCUGUUAUUGUAACUUAUACCACAUAUAUGUUAAAAUUUACCAUAAUAGUAGAUAAAAUUGCUCCAUUUUAUUAUGCUUAAUUUCCAACAGUCAUGUUUGCAUUUAUCUUUUAAUGAAAUUCUUCAUAAAUGGCAGGAAAUACACAUUAAGAAUUCCAUGUCAGUUUUCUAGUAGUUUUCCCUGUGUGUCUCUUUGUAGAAUUAAUUCCUUCUGAUUUACAUCCAGAGGAGGCUUUGAUCUGUCUAUGUUGUGUUCAACAGCACCCACAAAACAAAUCUCCUGUCUCUGCAGCCGUACUCCAUAUAUGAAGCCAUGUGUUUGACUUGAUACUACUCCUGUGAGAAAAAAAAAAUAGUUAUUUGAGUAAGAGUUAGUCCAUUCAACAAUGAGAAAACCCGUGCAACCACCCAGUUUUCAAAAUCUAGGUCCCGAACAUCUCUCUGCAGGUUAUGUGAGUUUGGCACUGACUUCAGCAAGGGCAGCGAGCAAACUUUGUUUACUGAUGCUUAAGAUAAACGUCCAGUCUCAUGGGAUACAUCUUGUAAAAUCUUGGAACAUAAUUAUUCAUCUGUUUCAUCAGAAAAUGGCAGUUUGAGCUCAUUCUUAGAGCUUCGUGGCUUUUCUUACCUGACCUAGCUGGGCUAAGGUGGCUACUAGACGUGCUGUAGUCACAGCUUCUGAACACAGUGUAAAUAUAUCCCCAGGGCUCUUCUGAAAACACCAAUCAUUAAAUGAGCAGGGUUUUUUUUCAUCUUUUUCCUCCUCUUAAUUGUCUGUCUGCUUUUUUUCCUAUGUACUAUAUAUGCUAUCACAUACAUGCUGUUGCAACCUUUAUUCAUUGCUUUUAAGACACUGACAGAAGAGCAACCUGAGCAGAGCCAUCAGCACUUUUCAGUGUAAUAAAAAAAUAAGGUCCUUCAUCUUUCCUCCUUACCGCUGCAAGAAAUCAAUCACAGCAACCUUUGCUAGACAUUCUCAGCGGGAUCCUCCUGCUCCCAAAUUGGGCCCUAAUAGACUGAAAAAGUAUAUUCCUGAACAGAUUCCGCCAUGGUGCUGUGACAAAAGACUCUGUUAGUGGGAACUUGAGAAGCCUCUUUCAAAUUGUGAAACACAAGUUAUUACGUCAUGUUUGCACAUUAGUUUCUUGACUGUGUUUAGUUUCUAAAGUGUAGGCAAUAGGAAUUUAAGUGAUCUAAUAGUAUUUCUGAUUAUGCUGUUAAAGCAAACAGGAUGCAUUGUGUGGGUAUUGGUGCUUAUUUGUGAUGUACCUGUGUUUGUGUGGUGCUGUUUGUGAGUAAAUCUGUAGAUUACACAUCAGUUUAAGGAGCUCUGUAGUAUUCAUGACUUUCAGUAGGUCAUCCAGAGAUUACUGUCAUGGAAUAAUUUUGAGGGAAACUAGAUCUGUGAUGUCCAGACUUGGUGAUCUCAGGAUUCACAGACCCAGAUGGAAUACAUUUCAUCGAGAGUACAGUUAUAACACAUAUACCUUAUUUUUUUUCUGCUACUCACAACUUCUCAGCAUGAUAACAUACUCGUUUUGUGCCACUGCUUUCAGUAUCUGCUUUGCCUGCAUCAUUGUUUCCUUCAGUUUCCCUGCCUUUCUUUCCCAACCUAUGAAUAACUUCAGAAGACUGAAGCAGCAGCCCAGGUCUUUUGUUCUUGAAAGUAAGAUUGAUUAAUUUUGCUUAAGAGGGGUGUUCCACUUACUUGCAUUACAUUAUUACAUGGUCUUUUCUCAGUGGUUCUGCCAUUUCCCACCUGCUAAGGAAAACUCAUUAUACUGUGUAACAACUGUCAAUGAUGUUUUACAUCAUUAAAUAAAACAGAGAGAGACUUUCCAGGGAGCAUGUUCCCUUCUCUAGUAUCUCAAUUCUGUUAAGACAAUCAAAAACAAUUGAAGUGGAUAAACUUCCCAAAAUACACAUUUAAAUAGUUCUGGGAAAUAUGCACAAACUAAUGCAAGUAAAGUGGUCACCCUUUUUGCUAUCUGUGAAACUAAGUAAUGCCACUUUGAUGUUCUAAUAAUUAUUAUAUGGACAUGUAGAAAAUAUAAUAAGAAUACUGAUUAGUUUUUAAAAUGCUGUUAAAAAAAUAAACCAGAUAACCAACAUGCAGGUAUCUGAUGUAUUCAGAAACAUACAGGUGCAAUAUGUGCAAAUGGAAAUUUUCAUAAGCAAUGAGAUUUUUGUACUUACAUUGUUAUCUGCUAAUACAGUUAUAGCAUCUGCCAACCUAUUGCAUGUUUUAUGCAAACAGUGACCUAUUUUAGUGUAUGCAUGCAUUUUGAGUAUAUAUCCUUGUUACUUGGACCUAUAAGAUCCAUGGACAGAGUGUAUCUCUGAGGUCUGCCAAAUAAAUCUCAGGUGCGGUAAUCUUCUCCUACAUACCUUAAAUAUUCACUGGCAUGAGUGCAUAUUCUAAUCUGUAGGAAGAUCAGCAUAUCAGGAGUAAAAAUUGCCCUGUAUAUUUUAAAGGGUAAUCUUCCUGUGAAGAACUACACCAGUGAGCAAUUGCUGGCUAACAGCACAGUCUAGAUUGCUCUGAGAAGACAUUUCACUUUGUAUAAAUAUGUCCUGGACUACGUAGUAAGCAGCAGAAAGCUAAAUUGAAAGAAAUAAGAAAAUGACCAAAAAUCACAUUACUGAGGGAACAACAUACUUCAAAGCCAUAAGACAAAAAUGCUCAGGGCCCACAAAACAAUACAGCAUUUUAGGGAUGUGAGUAGGCAUUUUUCAAGAGAAUAGCACAGUUUGCUUCAUUGCACAGAUAGUGCUACAGUGUGCAUUGUGCAAGUUUUAGCUGCCUUGAACAGCGCUUCAUUGCCAUUACAGCAAAGUCACCGUGUGCUGAAAAAAGUCUGCCUGUGAAGGAGUUGCCUGCAGCUGAACCUACUGCCAACUCCUAUCAUUUAAUGGAACAGAAGUAGUGUACACUAUAGAUGCUUAGGCAGUUUAAAAUAAUAUAUCCAAGAAGCGAACAUGCACCAACUUUUCGACCUGCCUUUGAGUUAUUAAACCUCCUGAUUAAUUUGUCCUGUCACUGAUGUCACUGUUGGUCUUGUGCCCUGUAUAUUUAAAAUUUUACAUCAUGUUCUGAAAAAAGUCAACUUAUAAACAGCAAUCUGCUGAAAAUACAAAUGGGCAUAUGGGUUUUUUUUAAUACUUACAAGAGAGUCCCUUGGCUUUGUUCAUUGCAUGACUCAAAGAGAAGGUGGAGGCAUUUAGGUCAAGUACAGCAACACCAACUAGAAUGGCGGAUAAUUAAAACUUUUUUUGCCUAGUGGUAUAAUGAUAUUUGAAUAAAAGAUACUUCAUAAUGCAGUGAUAUUCACCAACAGCACUGCAUGACUAUACAUGCUUACUCCCCAGAAAAUUUUAUGCAGAAGUCCUGAAGUCAAUUAUAUCCCAUAGUAAAUAGAAGACAAAUCCUGUUCAAACGUUUAUUUCUACUUCAUAGAGAUGAGAGAGUCUGUCUGACCAGACACUGAACUCUGCUUCUGUCUUCAUUACCAUGAACACACAUGAAAGAAGAAAAGAUUUCCUCCAACAGUGGUCUGAUUUUGCCACUGAUUUGGUCUCCUGUGCUCAUUUUGAUGUCCUGAUAUGCCACCUGCUGACAUCAGUGGUGAAUCUCCACUUGAUUUCAGGCCUGCAAGGUUAGGUCCUUCCACACGUGUGAAGUAGGGGCAAACCUGCAUCAUUCCGGACCCCAAGCCUGCAAACUUUCCUUUACACGAGUCCCAUAGAAUUAAGAAGGCUUGUUCGUACAGUAAGGGAAAAGCACAGGUGUUUGCUAGGGCCCUAAUCAGUUGCAGUUUUAUACCCAUUUUCCCUCAAUAUGUCUGCAAUAUACGUGCAUGCCAAUACCAAUAAAAAGUACAGGGAACUUAAAUGGCAUUAUUUCACGUCUAGUCUGUGUUGGUGCCACUUGAUUAUUCAAUAUAUUCCAACAUACAGUGUUCAUUUCUUAAGUACUUGCCGCACCCUAGAUUGGUUUCUCAGCGUAGUAGCCAUUUGCUGCCACAAUAUGGUACAGGCCCUUAGAAUUGAGGUUGAUUUGAUUCUUUAGAAAUGCACCUUACUGUUUAAAAGCAGGACCCCUGCUCUUCUAAUGUUUUAAACACUGUGAUCUUUCAAAAUGUGUUUAUUGUAUUAGUUUUGUAUUGUAGAUUAUGAUAGAAACUCGAUUUUAUAGCUUUUUAAAAGCAGUGAUAGUACAAAGCUUCAUAGUGGCAGAACAAACUCUGUGUAUAUUGGUAUUAUGAAUAUUAAAGCUGUGAUUAUAUUUUGCCUUAAAUAAACGCUCAACCUUGAACAGUA